AUGUUGUAUCCCCAGCCAUUUUCUCCCGUUGAGAACACCGAGGAGCUGGGCGCGGUCGAGCUCCUGGUGCAGCAGGCCAUUGCCGAAAGCCUUGAGAGAGGUCCACAGCAAAACACCUCAGAUCUGGCCGAGGAUGCUGAGCUGCAAAGAGCCCUGAUUGAAAGCGUCACGGGGCAGGAGGUUCUGGGCCUUCGACCGUUGAUGGGACCCGAAGGGCCAUUUCUUCCGGCAGGACUUUUGAACUCAGGGAAUUCCUGCUUUUGGAACGCAUUGGUGCAGGCGCUGUUCUUUGCGACGCCCAUCUUCAGAGGGGCACUCUUUCAACUGGAUCUCACAGGUGAUGAGGUCCUGAAAGAGCUGCGGGAUCUCUUUGCCGAGAUGGACAUGGGCUUAGUCAGUGCCAUCGAUGCUGGGAAGUUGUACCGCAUGAUCUUCAGUCAAGCAGAAGAAGCAGAUGUAUCGGAACAGAUGCAUCACCUCUUUGAGAUCGCCUCCAGUGGACCCAGUUCCUUAAAGGAGGUGUGGCGAGAACUCUUCAGCGGUGACCUCUUUGAGACAUUCGUGGAGAUUCGUCGAGACUCGAGACUCGAGGCCGAAAGUCCGGGCCACGACUUCGCGCAGUUCCAGGAACUUGCACUGCAGCAUUCGGAUCAGGAGGUGGCUGAAGAGCUGAUUCGGCAGCACCUGCACCAUCUGGGCGUGCAAGACGAUGUCCUGGAAGAGUUCUGGACGAAAGUCGCGCCGUGGGUAGGUGCCAAUCGGCGAUCGGGUGAGAGCAGCCCAGAUUCGCUGCUAAUGGAGGUGGUGAGGCAAUGGAAACAGGCGCGGAAGCUUGAGCAUGCCGCCGCAUCUUCUGCGAACGGUGAUUGGUCUUCUCUGGCCAAGAUGAGGUUACGAGCCCGACAGUUCACCGGGGUGCCUGCGGACGGUCAGUGGGAUGCAACGCGG
Molecule: messenger RNA, 948 nt
Organism: Cladocopium goreaui
Lineage: Eukaryota; Dinophyceae; Suessiales; Symbiodiniaceae
Source: the annotation of a GenBank genome assembly